Molecule: messenger RNA, 10283 nt
Organism: Schistosoma margrebowiei
Lineage: Eukaryota; Metazoa; Platyhelminthes; Trematoda; Strigeidida; Schistosomatidae
Source: the annotation of a GenBank genome assembly
UUGUUUUAGUGCGUCUCAAGUUCGCCUAUGGCUUCUUUUCAAAUGUUAGGCGCACUUUAGUGUUUUACAGAUGUUUUUUAUCCUUCUGAUGGCUUGGUCACAGAUAGGAGACCGAAUUCAUCGUCCGUUCAUAAAACAAUGAAUGAAAAUCCUAUUGUCAUAUGCACACCUACUUCGUGCGCAGCUGUUCCCAAUCCUAGCUGCGGCUCUUCGUUUGAAACACCCAUUUGUCAUUCAGGUAUCUCACCUGUCGCUGUUCCAAUCGUGUCUGGUUUGUCUUCAAAUGUUCUAUGUUCUUCUGCUUUAUCUAUUACUUCAUCAGUUUCACCUAACCCGCCUUCCUCCUUGUCGCUGACGUCUUUGCAAACUCCUGUCAAUAGCUUGAACUUAAACGUACCUUCGUCUAGUCACAACUCAAUAAUUCUACCAUCAUCUGCGUCAUUGUUAAUUCAUUCAAUCAGUUCCUCAAACAAUUCAACUUCUGGAAUUCGUUCGGUCCCUCCAAUUACUAGUAGUUCCUUAGCUAUAAAUGGCUUGGGAAAUCCAAACAUAACCGUUCCUAUGACAUGUAAAAAUGAGUUUUUUUGUUCUACCAUAACUAAUCCUACUUUUUCGUAUGACUCCGUGCUGCCAAUUGAAUCAUCUACAAUUUGUCCAAAUCCAAGUUUUUCGACGAUCGCUAACCAAACAGUUGAAGUUAUUGAUCCAACACAAAAUUUGUCGUCUUCCAUAUCUGGGUCUACGCCAGUCACGUUAGCUUUACAGUCUAAUAUGUUAAAUUCCAACCAUAUGCAUUCAGAAAAUGUUUCAAGUUUCAAUGGAGAAUGUGGGAUUCGUCCUAUAAGCAACCCAUCUUUACCACCAUGUUUUCCUUUGAAUUUAAUGCCAAUUAGUCCUAAUGGUGACUUUCCAGCUGCACAAAUUAAUUUUCCAGGGUUACCACCGGUUCUUCUUCAAGUCUUACCAUUACCAGGUGUUAAGAUGGGAGAACAUUACACAAUCAACGUUCCGACGCAGUUAAUUUGGGAUGGUAUAUCCAGCGCGUUAGCCAGUGGAGGGACUGUCAAUGGUGGUCCAAUAAUCUUGUCGAUCACGCCUACACCUUUACCGUCACAUUCAAUGUCUUCUAUGCCUACAGUACCCGCCUCCUCUUAUACUAUAACAAACCAAACAUCCACACCUAUCUCUUUAUGUGGGCCAUCUAGUGGGUUUAUUAAUCAAACUCUUCCUCAGGUUGGAGUUCCCGUUUCAACAGUGAUCCCUUAUUCUACACUUUCUGUUGGUCCUUUAACUACAACAGUAACUACAACUAGUGUUAUCAAUACUAAACUUCCAGGAGUUAAUAUUAGUCCCCUGCUUUCCAAUCCUGUCAGUGCUGUUGGGGGAGCCAAACGUAUGAGAGCUAUCGCUCCCAAGCCAUCAAACGUUAGUUCUGUUGCUACUUUGGGGGUAAAACCUACAUCUGUUUCUACUACAAUAUCAAAAAGUGGGACAAAGCGUCAUGGUCUAGUUACUGCUAUUUCAAGUGUGAAUGGAAUUGUAUCAAACAGCACUUCCUCGCAAAGUAAUCAUGCUAGCAUUCCCAAUAUUGGAGCAAUUACUGGAGUACCAACACCUCCGAAACUGUUGCAUUCAGCCUCUAGAAAGGUAUCGCUACCCUUAGUUAACUUUAGUUCCUCUUUUGUACGGUCGGGUCGAGGUAGACGUCGCUGUGCUGUUGGACAACAAUCUGUUUCUACUACGUUUGUUACUAGUGCACAUGCUUCGCCCAUUUGUAUAACAAACUCUGUUAACUCAGGGAUGGGGAUCAGCACUGAUACCAGUAAUGUUUGCUCUUUGCAGACCCCAGUUUCCUUACCAUUAAGUAGUCAAUCUUCAUUAUCAUCGUUUUACAGCACGCCACCCAUUUUGGUACCACCGACUACGAAUCCUGGACCAGUUUUACCACCUGGACCCAUUCCACCAACAUUUCUUUUUGGUAAUCCAUUGCAUAACGCACCAUCUAUUACAAUGCCGAACGGCGUGGCUCCCUUUCUUUUUCAACCACCUCUCCCUAUAUCUAACAGUUGCUCACAAUUUCCGAAUUCUGUCUUUAGUCCUGUUACGUGUACUGUCUCCAUUUCUCCGUCAACGUCAUGCCCGUUAGCGGUUGUUCGGUCUCUUCCAUCUGUCAGUUCUGCGAAUAUAUUUGCUGCCAAUAAUGGACCAACAAUGGCUUCUCUCGAUCCUGCUACUGGGCUUUUAACGUAUUACCCCUCAUCAUGCAUUCCUAUGAAUAACCCAUAUCCUCCUACAAUAUCUUCUAGUGACUCGCCAUCAAUCAAUAUAUCAACUGUGUGCUCUCAGCCGAAUCAGACAAUGAGUAUUCAGCCUUCUUCACAAUCCGGACCGGUCAUGUAUCCUUUUCAGACGCAACAUCUCCUUUCUAACCAAAUUGUCCCAACUAUUUUCCCAAAUAUACCUACUGAUAUAGCUGGUGCAAAUACAUUUACGGAUCAUACGGCAUUCUUACAAUCAUUUGCACCUAGUUUGAUGGAUAGUUCUUGCAUAUCGUCUAAUGUACAUAUAUCUUCAGAAUCCACCAUCGUCCAGAGUCAAAUGGCUUGUCAAAAUGCUUUUCUUACGUCAGCGGGUAAUUUUCAUAGCAAUGGUAAUAGUGGAAACAUUCCCAUUUUCCCGUCACUACCCGUUUCAUCGAUUGCGUUACCCAGUUUGGAAGUUAGCACAAGCAUAUGCGAAACCAACGGAAUUGUAGAGGAUGAUGCUUGUUUAGCUAAAGAUGACCUCAUUAGUCUUGCUUGGCAUCUAACACAAAUGGAGGAUGACUUUGAGACUCACGAAAAACAAAAUUCAGAUGUUCUAAUAAACCAGACAGAUGAUGAGAAUAAUGGCAUGUUCGAAGAUUUCCUCCAGGUUUAUUCACAAAAUGCAACGGCUUUUAACUUCAAUACGGAUUUGGGUUGCCAGACUCAUAUUCUAAAUCCGUCUUCUGUUAACCCUGAUUCUGACGUUUUAGAUAAAGAUGUGAUUCUUUUGGAUAGUGAACCAGAGUAUAGAACUGAUUUCGAAAAUCGCGAUGAUGGUACGCAGUUGUCUUGUCCAAACGAAGAAAGUACAGGAAAUGCUGAUAUUGAUGCUUUACUUGCUGCAGCUGCUAUGGUUGGUGCUGCGAGUGGUGUUGGAGAUGCACAGUCAGCUGUUGCCGUUCCUUUACCUUCCUCUUCUCUUGCAUCAGUAACUCACCAAAAUACACUUUCCUCAGAAUGCGAUUCUUCUCAUCCGGAAAAUAAAGAUGAUGUCCAUGGCGAUAUCCAUGUAACAUUCAGUAGUUCUUUGCUACCAGCUCAUUCCACUAGUUGUAAACUUUCACCACUUCUUGAUCCUAUUAAUGUUGGCGACUCAGUUAAUGGCUUAAAGGAAACAAAGCCCGACGAUCUCUUACCAAGUGAUUUGUUUGAUGAUUUUCCCAAAACGGAGGUAAAUGGUCAGUUCGCGAAUGAAACAUCUGAUUCAGUUAAUGAAUUCGAUGAUGGUUAUGAACCCACAAGUUUGGCAGCAGUUCUUGGUUGUAAUGCUGAAGAUGCUGCGGAUUUAGAGUCAGUUUUAGGUCAAGAAGCUCCAGAUUUAUCAGAUGGUGGAGGUGUUUCGGAUUCUUUUCUUCAUUCCCUUGUUGGUCCUUCACCUACAGUGGAUGAUUUAAAUGUACAGAAUAAUUCAGUUAAUAUUUUUGAUAAUGAUUUUCACUCUCCGCAUGAAUCUAAACAAGAAACCGAAAACGAUUUAAGUUUCCAUUCAGUCGAUGAUUUUCCUAGUGAUAUUGCUUGCGAAAUGGUUGGAGAUGCAACAAAUACAUUGCCUGUAUCAAGACAAGUUAGAUCCUUACUUCGUGAUGCCAACGCCAUUUCGGUGUCUUCACGCUUUGGAUCACCACCGGGAGGAAGCAAAAGUUUCAAUCAUUUCUUUGAGGCCACUUCGCGACGUCUUAAUAGGUCAUGUAGGUUCACAUCUGAUAUUGACGACGAUUUCAUUGGUGUAGAUUUUUCUGAUGCAGUAAAUGAAUGUACAACAGCAGAACAGUUUGAUGAAGCCCUAAUGUUGUUAGGACCCCAACCGAAUUCACCCAUUAGUCAGUCCGAAAUGCACAGUGAGAAUACAAUUCCUGUUUCGGUUACUGAUUUCGUUUCUCACAUAGAGGACAAAAUGAAACACAACGAAAAUGCGACAAAAGAUAAAAAACUGUUACGUAUUGACUGCACAGAUCUUAGAAUUGUUGAACCCAAUGAUAUUCAAACAACUCAGCCUGGAAAUGCAUCCCCACAACAUAAGACCGACAGAUCUGUAAGAAGUCCAGUUCUAGUUAAAGAAUCCGCUCAACAGGAAGAAUAUAUCCCUUCGAUGCUAUCGUCUCCAGUAAAUGAAGUCGAAGAGUGCACAAUUGAAAGUAGUUUAAAUCACGACAUUGCCGACAAUACUAAAAGCCAUUUGAUCGACUCCUUAGGUAGUAGCGAUCCAGUUACAUUGGUAACUGCGGAGUCUCAACAAACUGCCAUUGACGAUAACAUUAAAACACAUACCAGUACCACAAUAAACAAAAAUGUAGGGUUUUUGUCGCCUGACAAAAAAACUGAGUUAGUCGACUUAAUUCCAUCUAUAUUGGGAGAAAAAUCAGUAUCACCAAAUAGCUCAACGUUACCUUUACAAGAUAAACUUGAUACUCAGAGCUCUAUCUCAAUGGUAGACACAUUUGAUAGUUGCCACUACGAUUUCUCUAAAAUCCCUUCACCAACAAAUCCGGUUUACUGUGAUCUCACAAGGCGUCCUCAAUCUGUUAGUCCGAAGUUUUCAUUUGGUGUAGGGGAUAUUUAUUCUGAAUUUGGUUCCAACUUACCGCUCCGCCCUCAAAGCUUGCCUAAUUUAACUUCGUUUUCACAGUUUGACAUAGUUCAAGAGACAGAAAACGUAUCAAAAUCGUGUGCUUCUAACCCAUUUUCAUCUUGUGACAUUGCCACCUCGACAAUAUGUUUGUUUAAACCAGAUAUUUAUUUUGACAAUAAGGAGCCAUCAUCAAUCUUUUCUUCUGACCAGAAUAUAUCAGUAAAUACAGAAGAUAUGGUAUCCAAUAUUUCUAUUCUUGGAGUUCUUGCUUCAUCAUCUGCCCUAGUGGAGGCAGUUGCAGACUUGGAGGGUGAUUCUGAUAUUUCGCCCAUCAAAUCAAGCAUAGAAGGAUUAGCCUCACUUGAUCGAAUGUUAAAAAGUUGUCAGCGUCGUAGUCAACAAACUUUUGAGUCUACGAAGAAUACUUCUAGCGGUUCUGAAAGCGUUAUGGUUUCAUCUCAAACCUCAAGUGUAUCUCAAAGCUCAGCACCAAAAACAACAGGCACAUUAGAGACUUCAAAUAGUGAUAUGUGUAAUUUUGAGUUUUCGGAUUGGAAAAAUGUGGAUUUUUCCAGUGAUUCCAAAAUAGUUCACAGUGAUGGUAUUCCUGCAAGUACUUUACUAUCAGUCAGCAGUGGUCACUCUUCUAACAAAAGUCUCAAUUUCGGGCAGACGCGAUUCAAAAACUCAAAUAAUGUGCACUCCAAACGUGGGAGACGAAAACGUGCAGGCAAUAAGAAACCACAUUUAUCUUACUUAAAAAGGAAUCCAAUUAAAACCAGUUGUAAAUCAGAUCCCUCUGCCCAUGAAUUAAGUCCUUCUCAGAGUGUUACUCCGACUAUAAAUGAGUUCCAUCGUUCUCAAAACCAACCAAAUAAAUCUACCAUGGAUAUGACUACCAACGAUCUUUUAGAACUGGCUACAAGACGUCCUCAUUCCUUUGGGUUAUCUUUGGUGAAUGGUGAGUUAUCAAAUGUCCCUAAUCCUCCCGUUUCUCCGGAGUUCGAAUGUCAUCUACCCCCUUUGGUACUAGCUACUGGAGCGUCCUUAUUUCCAGAAUCAUGUUUACAUUCUGAUGCUUGUUCAUCUGAUGAUUCUUACUCCACGAUCCCAUCUGCCCGUAAGUUCAAAGUUGAACCAGAUGAAACAGCUGUUGUUAAAGCUAGUCAUGACGAAGAUAUUGUCUCAUCCUCAACACCUACAGAACUUCAUACUCAAGAGUCUCAUAAACGCAAAAAACGUGGAAGAUACAUCACUAGAAUAAAGCCUUGUGCCAAAACCCAAGUUGAUUUGCCUGCAGUAACAGAAAUACAUACAAAUCACUCGCGUUUCGAUUUUGAUAAGAAUAAUUUUAUUGGAGUGAAUCCUAACUUUUUGAAUCCAUUCGAGUCACUGGGUGAAGCACCCUUUGAACGUUUCUUACACGACACAAAACUACAAACUUUUGCUGCAUUAAAGUCAUGUACUGGUGAAACUGUCCACAGCCUAAAGUCUAACUUUAAUUCUUGGUGUAAGACAAAUCAAAAUGUUUUGCUAUUUAGUAAACAGUGCAAUGAACAGUCUACCUCAGGAGACUGCGAUUCAGUCUCUACUCACAAUCUGGAAUCUGAAAAUCAUUUCAAUGAUACCCGGUCUACGACGGAAGAGGUUCCAGAAAGUUCCUCAAUCUUGUCGUCGGAAACCAAUGGUAACAAUCAUAUUUUUGACGAGCCAGUCUCGACGAGUUGCGAAUCAAGCAAAAGUUCUAUAGCUUCUCAUCAACUGGUUUUCUCCACUCCCGUAUCACAUGCCUUCAGCGCUCUUCCUACACCUGCUUUGUUCUGUUCUUUAUCUAAAUCGCAUAGUCCUUUCCAAAGUCAUAUUUUGUCUUUACCAAUUACCACAGCAGUUAAUCAGUCGAAUUCUUUGUGUGAUAGUAGCUCAAGUCACUCGCUUGAAAAAGUGUUUCCAACUGUUUCACCUUUACCCGUUAACAGAAAUGCAGGGAUCGCUGGUAGCUUUGCUGGGGCUGCUGCCUUCCGAGCAACUAGCUUUAGUGCAUUAGCAGCUAAAGUUGAAAAGAAAAGUGUUGGAAAUGAAUUCCACCUUAAUAAUGCCUCGGAAACUCUGUGGAAAAAUGUGACUUUCGCGGACUUGGCAAAGUUCGCCUCUUCAGAAUGUAAAUCUAAGGAAGUUUCACAAACUCCUAACAUCUCUACUUCGCUAUCGUGCAACUCCUCUUGGUUCAUUGAUAAAUCUAUGCAAAUCGAUGCUUCUGCUCUGCAACCGAAACCAUUAUUUCAACCCAACCUUCCACAUUUAACAUCAAGUAAGAGCGCAGAAAACUCGACUUUGUUUUCAGCCACCAUCUUUUCGUCUCCACGAGCUUCACCAAAUCACUUUAGUAACCAGCUUCCCUUCAAUGAUGUUAGUAAAUCGUCAAAAUCAUCACCAUCUAAGUCUAAUGUUUCUGAAACUCUUAAAAAACGUUUAAAACGCAUUUCCUCGUUGCCAAGAAAAACGAAUAGGCGUAAACGAUCAGCUGGGAAACGUCAGCGACGUCCCUGCACAUCCCUUAGGAAGUCUACUACUGAGAUCCUCCUGCAUAACUCGGACAAUUUCUACACUGAAGAAAAUUCUGUUACCAAUAUAGAUGAUAUUUCUAAUCACUUUGUUACAACAGUAGAUAACGAAACUCAACACCAUUAUUCUGACUCGGAGAAGCCCUCUGUGGAUGAGUGUAAUAAAUCCGAAAAGAUUCUUUCUAGCCCUGUUUGCUUAAAACUUGAAAGUACAAAUGCACCUUCAGAUUUUAGCGUAAUAGGACAUUCCACUUCUCCCACAAUUAUUAUGAAUAAUUCAUCGGUAGUUCAUAAUGCAGGAGCUGUGGUUGUUGAUAAUGCAGAUAAAGAUAAUGGCAAUCACAUACCCUCUGCUUCUCCUAGUGUGCAAUUAACCAGUGUUAACUGUGAACAGUCAAUAAGCGUUCCUGCUGGUAUUGAAGAUAAUUUAUCCUGCUCCGGAGUUGUUUCUUCUGUUGAUGAAGGUGGGACAGAUCCAAUUUGUAGGUUUGUGGGUAUUCAUUCCGAAAAUACAGCAAGUAAAAAUUCACUCCAAUCUGAUGUGCUUCAAGAUAAAAAUGUUGGUUCUUCAUUUCCUGAUUCACCUUCAGAGAAUAUCAUGACUGACAAUGACAAACUACUUUCACAUCCCCCAAUCAGAUUACGUCUUAACCUCAAGCUAGCUGCACUUAAAUCUAAGUCAAAGAAAAAGAAGCGUAAGAAACUCCAUCUCAACGAUCCAGUCAUAGAAACUAAAUCCAACCCAGUUGUAGAGAUGGUAGAUGAUCCCUCAAAUUGUUCGCUGAGUAUUCGUCUUGUAAACAAAGUCCCUGUCGUUAAAGAAAUCUCCAAAUCCAACUCUAAUAAUUCAAGCAGAAAAAGAAAAAAGAACGAAAAAACAAGCAUCCAUUGUAAAGGUCAUAGAAAUCUUACUAUUAUAAUGGAUAGUAAUCUUCAAUGUCGAAACUCCCCGAAGUCCUCACGGUUGCAUGAGGCAUCAUCUGUUACUCAUAACGUUCAUAUCACACAAUCCAAUCAAGCUUAUUCACUAUCCAGUGUUCUUCCUAGUGGCACGGUAAAGAAUAUACCUAUGCAUCCCUUGUCAACUAAAAAGAUUUUCUCAACUGCAAGACAAGAACGUCGAAGUAACUACGCUCAAUUGGCACGGCCUUGGCGUGCUAAUCUCUCAACUUCCCCUCGCAAGCGAAACACUACCAGUUUUCGAUCAGUAUCUGCUCGUCGGCAUGUUACUAAUGUAGCGCGACCCCGUAGCUAUUUAAUUAGUGCUUAUAGUGAUGCAUCACUAGCUGACAGUAAGCAGCUGAAUGUUUCAUGUGCUCGAUCAAUAAUUCCAGAAAACGUAUUUAGUAAAAAAGCCUCAAACGAUGAUGUUGAUAAUUGUGAUAAUAGUCAAUCCUAUUCCAUCACGAAUCUUACUGGUGUACAUAAGGAGAUUCCUAAAACGGAGCGUCCAGAAUCUCACCCUUUGCGUCUAGUUAUUCGUUUGGGUAAGCCUGUGAAUGGAUCGAAGGAUGAACUUGUUUGUCAAUCUGUAGUUUCUCCAUUAAAUGUCCAAGUACCUUCUGAUAUGUCUUCUAAUUCUUCUCAAGCUUCAAAUGACGUAGAUCAUCUAGAUGAAAAUACAAAUCUUUCUAUAUUACCAGGGGAGUUUAAUGUUAAAAACGACAGUUCUGUUCAGGAAUUAACUGGGUUUUGUGUUGCAAGCGAGGCAGAAACUUUUAUGGAUCCUAAUCAGUUUCAAAUUCAUAGAAUCCUGAACCGAGCUCUUCCAAUGAGUUCUGGGCUUGUUGGUCUGUACAUACCGUCACCUAGCGAAGAUGACGAUAAUGGAGAUGGUUGUGGUAUGAUUGAGAAAGUGUUUGAUUCUGAACAUCGAUUACGAAUGACAGAUCAAUCAUUUCAUUUUUCUCAAGUUUGUCAUGAAAACGCAACUCCUGUUGCUCCUCAAAUUGGAUGUACUGCUGGUUUGUCAAGCAGAAAGAAGAUAAAGCCUUUUAAAGGUCACAGACGUAACAAAAGCGAUAUUAAAAGUACUCGAUACCGAUGUGCAAGACUUAAAAAUACUUUGACCGAUGAACGCAACUUGGAUCAUUCAUCAAGAUUGCGUGCUCAAUGCAUAAAGAGUUUUGAAAAGCAUAAUGUUUUAGACAUCAACACUGAUCUUGACUUCCUUCAUGGUCAACCUCUAACAUGUGCCUAGCAGUUUAAUUAUUCAUUCAACAAACGUUUCAAAAUCCAACUUUACUGUGAUCAAAUCUGUAAUUUUGUCAAAUUCACUCAUUCCUCCCCUGAACCAACGAAUCCUGCAUAAGUUACAAAAUGUAAAUCUGGAGGCAAAUCAGAACCUACUCAAAUAAAUUUCUUAUGGUGCGAAAUAUAUUUUUCGAGAUUUUUCUUUCCCGAAUUUUAAAGAAUAACUCCAUUUCAUUAUUCAUACAAACGUCGUUACACCUCAGAUCUCGUGAUUACCGUUCACACUUGAUUUCAAAUUAACGAUGGACAGAUCUCUUGUUUAACCUAUUGAUUUAUGUUUCGCAUGUUCUGUAAAUUCCCCCCUGUAAUAACUUGUUCACUUGAUGAUCAUGUAGACAAAUAUGCACAUCACAACUGACUGGAUUUUAGCAGACAAAGUUAUUCAUUGGACCGUAAUUUAUCAUUCAUAUAUAUAUAUAUAUAUAUAUAUAUAUAUAUAUGGUUGUACAGCCUUGAAAAUGAACUCGCUGAAAAAAUUAUUUCACUAAAUACAUUUUUUAUGACUUAUUGUGUAAAUUUACAUUACAAACAGUUUAGAUUCAUAAGUAUUAUUAAUGAAUAAACAUGUCGAUAAUAAACACCUAUGAUAAAUUA